AUGGGCGACGAUGGCGGCUCGAAUUAUCCACGAGCAUCCAGACAGUUCCACUGAACAAAAACGGAGAGCAUCACGCCUGAAAAAGAAACAGAAAGUGAAAAUAGUAUCUCCAGCAAUGAGGAUUUUGAGGUUGUCAAUAAGGAAUCGCCACCAGGUGGGAAGCAAGAGCACUCAGCUGUUGAAGACGAAACGCCAUCACAUGUUGUUGAGCAUGUUGUUAAAACCGUUGUCAAACGACGUCGAGCCCUGCCAGGGAUCUUCGCAAUUUUGGAAAAGCAACAUGAAGUGAAGGAUGUGGGAACAUCAACAAGAAAGAAACGUGUCGAAAAGAGUGUCAGCUCACGGGAUCAGCCAACGCUGAGGACAAAUAGCAGUGCUGAG
This is a messenger RNA of Gongylonema pulchrum, 381 nucleotides long. NCBI's taxonomy places the organism in Eukaryota, Metazoa, Nematoda, Chromadorea, Rhabditida, Gongylonematidae. The record is from the annotation of a GenBank genome assembly.